AGAACAGCUUUGUUAUAUUAUAGGUCACAGCUGUGCAAAUAGUAAACUUCUACCAGAGCUUCCCAAAAGAUCGAGGACAUACACGGCAGAUGGUGAAAGGGGUAGUGACCCCUAUGUUGAUGACACAUUUUUGUCUCCAGAAUGGUACAAUGUAUCAUUUAAUGGUCAGCAAUAUCUAAUGCCCGAUGCAAACUAUAUGCCUUUAUUUAAACAGUGUGGAACUGUGCAGCCAAUUUAUCUUAAAGAUACACAUCCAGACAUAGAUACAUUAACCGAAGUACCACAAGCAAUAAUAGCAUGUGAAUUGUACCCUCAUAAUGACUGUGAAAACACAAUUGAAAUCUUUAUAAGAAAAUGUGGCAAUACAGUUCAGUACUACUUGAGGAGAACAAGCACUAAUGCGGCAUACUGUUUUGAUCCUCCGAAUUUGCAAAAUGUGAAUUUGACAGAGUCUUCUACAGCACCAACUGAAUCUAUUGGAAAGUUAACCGUAAUGCCGGAACUUCGAUUCAAUGAAGUGACUAACAGAGGUGUUGUUUCGUUGAUCCCAAGUCUUGCGUUCUUAUGUGCAGAAAGUGGAGGUGCUAACAUUGAGAACAGAGAUUUGUUGUAUUACACAUACUGGUUCAUUGAUGGCGUGAUUUCUUAUACACAACAAAGCUAUGAUGGGAUUGGAAUACUGACUGAAGACAAUCUACGGUCAAUUGGAUAUAGUCUCGGCAUAAUGAUUCGAUGUGGUGUAAAACUGGCAAAACACGAAACUGGCAUACAAACCAAGCUAUACAGCAGUGAAAAUUUCUUUGCUGGAAUUAAGGUUAACGAAGCAUCGAUAACCAUGUCUAAAAACGAAAUAAAGACAAUUAUGCUUCAACCGACUGUUCCAUAUGGAUGCUACAAAAUCAAAGACCAGCCCUCGCCAACUACCAAAUGUGCUACGAAAGUACACAUGUUUUUACCCGAAAUAGAUACUAGGUGUUCGCUCUCUGAUACCAAUUUAGGAACACAAAACAUCAUGACAGCUAACCAAGAACGUUGUGGAUUUAAAAUAUUGGGAUGCUAUCCUGGUGAUCCUGAAUGUAGUGUUACUAAACAGACUUCAACUAUGAAGAUUACAACCAGAUUUCUUAGCUACGAUGAUCCGAAAUCGUACGUACUUCGUCUUGUGGCACAAAGCGCAGGGACUCACGAAAUCUGGAAAGGUUACGUCCUCGAUGAUAUUGUGGUAAUCAUUAAAGAUGAUGUCAAUUUCCAAAACAAAGUUUGUUUUUCACAUGUAGAUCCUCAUAUGUAUACGGCAGAUGGAAAAUCAUAUGAAAACAACGACUUUGCUGGAGAGUUUAUUUUGUACAGAAAUACAGUAUAUAAUAUAGAGAUCCAGGAGAGAACAACUUCGUGUUUUUCUGUGAAUAGAAGACCUUUCUGUACUUGUGCAGUGGCAGUACGUGCUGGUGGGGAUGUUUUCUUGAUAAAUUUGUGUAACGAUCUAAAAUUUAUUGGCAUGACGGCAUGUAAAGAUAAUGGUGCUUUAGUCAUCCGAUUGCUGGACCAGUUCAAUUAUCAGGUGGAAACAAACAUAGGGACCUUGUAAACAUACGCAUAAGACCUUAUCCUAGAUAUAUUGAGUUAAUGAACAUAGAUAUA
Molecule: messenger RNA, 1641 nt
Organism: Ruditapes philippinarum (Manila clam)
Lineage: Eukaryota; Metazoa; Mollusca; Bivalvia; Venerida; Veneridae
Product: von Willebrand factor D and EGF domain-containing protein-like
Source: RefSeq, a predicted model, not a curated record